This is a messenger RNA of Manihot esculenta (cassava), 1560 nucleotides long. RefSeq lists its product as uncharacterized. The record is from RefSeq and is a predicted model, not a curated record. The transcript is spliced from 7 exons. NCBI's taxonomy places the organism in Eukaryota, Viridiplantae, Streptophyta, Magnoliopsida, Malpighiales, Euphorbiaceae. Bases 864 to 1421 code for a protein of 185 amino acids.
GUGAUACCACCGUCUCCAUUCUCCAACCUUUCCUUCCUCCCUUCUCAAAUCUGUCAUCUCAUCACCUCAAGGCUCAAGCCAUCUUCGGGAAGAGAUUUUUCUGGUUCAAUCAAUUCCUUGCCGUGUUGCGCCGUCGUGGUCGUUGUGCCUGCUGCUUCAGCUCCCUGCCGGCCACAGCAAAACCGUCGUCGCCGUCUCUUCUGCUGCCGCUGCCGCCUUGCUUUCUGUCUUCUCCUUACACAGUUGCACAAUAUGAUCAUAUAUGUGUAUAUGAAGUUAUAAACUGCAUUACGAGUUAGGUCAAGGGAGGAGGAAAAAAAAAAAAAAUAGCAGAGAGCACCAAUUCAUGCUUAAAGCUUUAAGCUGAGCCAAUCAAAUCGUCUCGAAACACCUUCGUUUCAUUCACUUCUGCGAGUUUCUCCCUUGGUAACUCAGUCCUACAUAACAAUCGUACUGGUAAGCCACUGCCUCACUCAUCCAAGCAUAAACAAUUUUGGUCUUGCGAAGUGGCAAUGUAUCGUUGGACAAUGAAAUGCGGUACUGGGUUUCAUACUAUUCUUUGAUUGAAAAUCCAAGAUGAAUUAUUCCUAAAAUUCUUUAUUGUUGCAAUUAAUUCAUGGAUUAUUGCUGGUGUUUGAGUUUUGUUGUUGAAAUUUGGUAUAGUUUGAGUUAAAUUUCUGGGUUUUGAUCGGUAUUUUUUUUUAUUUUUAAUUUUUUGUUUAAUUUAAAUAUAGUAAAUGAUUUUAAUUUUUAGGUUUGUUUGGACUUUGACUUUUUGCCGUUUAAGUAUAUAUUCAGGUUAUAACUAAACUACAAACCCAAACGGUGCUGUAGAGGACGGUUGUUCUGGAAGCUGGUCAGGCAUGGCGGAUUCAAAAUCGAACCUUCCAGACAGAUUGCGAUGCCAUCACUGUGCAGGUCCUCUUUCCAAGGAGAUGGAAACUAGCGACUGGACUGUUCCACCUCUAAUCAGAGAUAGCUUUUCCAUGAUUGGUUCUGCUGUUGGUGGUACGACAAGCGCAUUCUAUGGAUUCAACCAUGUGAUGCCGAUUGUUCGGAAGUGGAUAAAAGGACCAAUGUGGCUGCAUUUCCUUAUUGGUUCCUUUUCCACUAAAGUUCUUUGUGCAUGUGCAGGCACCACCUGUAAUAGUAUUCUCUUCAGCCUGUGCUGGUUUAGCAGGUGGUGCUGUUCCGGCGCUAGCCCAACUUGCUUCAUCUUCUUACCAUGCAGUGGUGUCGUCUCCUUCUCUACCUCCUCCACAAGAUCAAAAGAUGCAUGGCUCCAGAAGUUCCUCUACUUUGUGAGAGAGACGCAACACAACACAUAUAAAUGCGUGGUGGGGAUUAGACAAAGAUUUAGUUUUACAUAUAUGCUUGCUACUGUGCUCACUCCUAGGCUUUAUAAUCCUUAUUUGCUAUAGGCAAAUUAGUAAUAGUUCAUUGCAUAAUUUUUUGCUGUUGAUAGACUUCAUACUAAUAGCAUUUGCAGUUUGUCAACUGAUGAAAUUUUCAGUUCCAAGUUUUGGUCCAUAUAAAUUACAUUUGGCUUGCACCGUCUUA